This is a messenger RNA of Monomorium pharaonis (pharaoh ant), 3365 nucleotides long. Its product is annotated as nuclear RNA export factor 1. Gene Ontology annotation, molecular function: RNA binding; protein binding. The transcript is spliced from 4 exons. Lineage: Eukaryota; Metazoa; Arthropoda; Insecta; Hymenoptera; Formicidae. Gene Ontology annotation, biological process: poly(A)+ mRNA export from nucleus. Bases 503 to 2098 code for a protein of 531 amino acids. The record is from RefSeq and is a predicted model, not a curated record. Gene Ontology annotation, cellular component: nucleus.
UUAUUUUUUAAAUUAGUUUCAGCUUUUAUCUGUUUUAUUUUUAUUCUUAUUUAUUCUUGAAUUCAAGAUUAUAUCUUGUUUCAAAUGUGUAUAUAGUGUGUGCCCGCAAUAUAUUGAAUUGCGUUUGUUAAAUAUAAAUCAAAAUAAUUAUGCGAAUCAAGUACAUCUGCGAGAUUUUUCAGUUUAUUGUCAAAAAUAUCAUUGUCGCGACAUCUUUCGAGAAUUACUACUAACGCAAUACUGCUAACAAAAGCAUUAGAUGAUAACGAGUACUGUACCGAGUGUAGUCAACCUCUGACUCAGAUAUCUCACAUGUCGGUAUCAAGAAGAUCGUGACAUCUAUUGUAAGUCGAUGGAAACACAUUAUUCUUCAAGGAAAAGAACCGAUACCGGCGAAUAUAAUGAGAAGUUAAGAGAAAAUGUGAAUACGAGACGAUAGAUUUGUUCGUAUUGAUCUAUUCAUACUUUGAGUUAACCUCGAAGGUAGAUCCAACACGAGACAAUGAAGAAACAGGAAAAGUUGCAGCCAAAUACACCCGUUGUCCCUAUUACUUUGGACACAGCUAUCACUAUAAGAAUAGCUAUGGGUGCAAAGAUGCCUCAUGAAAGGGGACUGAUGAAUCGCGCGGAUAUGUGGCACAAAAUCAAAGUGGUUAAAGGCGGCCUGUACGACAAGGACACAGUCUUGAAAGGCAUCCUGAAGGCAGUGGAGCCAAACGAUCUGAUACCGGUGAAGUAUCAGGUUUGUGGAGAAGAUGGGUAUUUUGUCUGCAGAAAUUGCGGUCCUGCGCUAGAAAUGCUAUGCAAGGCGAACAUGAUCGUGAAGAACGCCAACGGCGACGCGCUCAUUCUUGUGGUAACCCUGGGAUUCUCUUCGAUCAAUGAUCUGAGAAUCCACAUACAGCCCCUUCUGUUGACCGCACUGACAAAGCGAUACAAUCCGAACCGGAGGACACUGAACCUGGAGAACUUUCACACGGAUCCGAAUAUACAGAAUAUUGUGUUUUGUCCUUUGUCGCAACCCAGAACUUCCAAUCACGUUUUAAAGCUGGCCAGUACCGCGAUAGCCACCUUCGAGAACCUGAACCUGCAGCACAACGAAUUGCUCAGCAUAUCGACAGAAAUUUCCAGUCUGACGUCCGUCAAGUAUCUGGAUCUGAGGAACAACAGUCUGUUGAACAUGAACGUGCUAAUGCCUCUGAGAAAUCUGGAAAUCCUGAAACUCUGGCUCGACGGGAAUCCGCUUUGCGAAAAUUACUCGACUGCGAAGCAAUACGUCGACUCCGCGAAGAAGUACUGCCCGUACUUGCAGGAAUUGGACGGCGUGUGCAUCGUAGAAAACAUGCCGUUGAUAUACAAAGACUAUUUCACAGACGACAAGUCGCAGCACUUUGCCUAUACAUUUGUCACGCAUUUUUUUGGUCUGUUCGAUCAGCUCGACAGAACGGUCCUACGGGGGCUCUAUCACAAGGACGCGUUUUACUCCAUGAGCUUCGCCAUACCCCACAACAUCGCGCAGAAGACCGGCCUUAACCAGUAUUUGUCGAACAGAAACCUGUUGAGAAAGGGCCAGAAGAAGCAUACGACGGACAAACAUCUCUACCGCGGCCAGGAGGACAUUCUGGCGGCUUUCAGCAAGUUGCCCCGGUCCUACCACGACAAGACUACCUUCACUUACGACAUUAUGUACCAAGACGACAACUGCAAAGUGUUCAGCGUCUCGGGAUUGUUCAAGAAACUGAGUUCCGGUACGAACGUUUUGUCGUUCUCUAGAACGUUCAUCUUGUUGGCCUCCGCCGACAACGAGUACCACAUUUUGAACGAUCAGUAUCACAUAUUCGCGGCACCGGCCAACAUGACGCCCGACAGAAUAGUAGUCAAGUAUACUUAUGACGAGGUGGAGCCGGUUUGCUUCAGUCCGAGUGAAAAAUCAGUACUAAUCACCAGAAUGCAGCAGAUCACGAAGAUGAACAAGGAAUGGUCCGAGAAUUAUCUGUCGGAAGCCCAGUGGGACAUGCGGAAGGCAAUAUAUAGCUUCAUGAAGGACCUCAAGGAUUCGACGAUACCGAACCAAGCAUUUGCCCCGCAGAGCUCGUAGAAUUCGCAAUAAUACGUUGUUUUUGACCGAGGAUGGAGAACGAGGUGCUUAGUGACUUCAUCCAAAGGUUAUGCACUCAAGGACCGUAACGUUCAUCCGGACGAUGUGAAUGAAACGAAAUCGCGAAGGCAGGCGAGUUUUUUUACCCUUUCUAAUCGCUUUACGUCGCACAGUGUGCGAAAGGGAGCUGCUGGAGAUCUCUUCGAGACUUUAUUUAUACUCGAUUAAGUAAAUCACCACGCUUGAAUGCGGAUCUGAAACGGCUCGUUAAUGAUUUAAUCACGAGGAUGAUACUACGAAAUAUUAUUAGUCACUGUCAUUACUAAAAUAGAUAUGCGAAACCGCGAAUAAAAUUGUCAUCUGUUAAUAUAGAACUAAUAUUCAUAAUAAAUUUUAUACGCGCGUCCGUUCGUAAUUAUAUAGUUUCAAUUACCCAGGUUCGAUAACGGUGCAUAAUUUAACGCUAACACCGUACAAGAAUAAUAAUUAUGGAGGUAAUUCAUGGUUCAGGCGAUUGCGGGAGAAUUAAAGUUUUUAUUAUGCGCGCGAAGUGAACUUUAUGCUGUACAUGCAAAUUUUCGCCAGGAAAAUGAUACGAAUGAUUUAAUAGGUCGCAAUGAAGACGUGACUUAGGUUGUAAUCGUGAGGUCUGGCGUAUACGAGAGUAAUUUUAUUUCAAUAAGAAAAUGAUAGCCCUCCCUUCUAAUAAAAGCUCUUUUCAUCGCAUAAAUUAGACAAUGCGCUUCUAAAUCGAAUUGCUAAUUAAAUCGAAUUGCAACCGUGACAUCGAAGAUUGUGUACUAUUGUAUGAUAUAAAUAUGUAAUUACAGCCUAAAAAGAUCAACCUCGAAGGACAACGUGAGAUACAGCUCGCGUGUAACAGUACGAGUGUUUGCAUUGCAUCAUCGUUGCAAGGAAAUAUGCAGUAAUACCAUGGCAGCCAAAUAAACAAUCAUAAUACGUUUACGGUAGUCCGAUCUUAUCAUCUUCGGCUCUUGUUGUUGCGCAAUCUUGUCAUUUCCGGAUCGUCAGGGCUCAAGAACAUUCUUCGCGUGUGAGAAAAAAAAGGAAAAAAAAAGUACCUUGUACAAUGACACGGUUACGCCGAUACAUCAGACAAUUUUUAACAUAGAGGAUCACGCUUUGUAUUGAAAACUAAGAAAUGAAACAUAUUAGUCGCAUAGUAUUUUUUUUUGACAAGUUAGUCACGUGCCUUUCAACCGGCAAUUAUGAAAAACGAGACGCGGAAAUGUCAGGAAAAAAAAAA